UCUGUUGCUGUUGUUGCUUCCGAACUCGUUUGCCCAGCAAACGAAAAUCAUGUCCAAUACAGAGGGAAGCAAUCUGGCCGAGUUCUCCCAACGACUCGCUGAAUUUUCCAACAACUUGUAUGGCAGUCUCAUUGCACUGAAGCCCAACACGAAUGUCGUCUUCUCGCCCUUCUCGAUACAAACCUGCGCGGCCAUGGCUCGCCUGGGAGCCGAGGGCGAAACCGCCGCCCAACUGGACCGCGGCCUUGGCUUGGUCUCCAGCGAUCCUCAGCAGAUAGCCGAGAGCUUCCACCAAGUGCUCGCCGAGUACGAGAAGAGCUCCAUAUUGCGCAUCGCCAAUAAGAUCUACGUGAAGCAGAACUACGAGCUGAAUGACGACUUCAACCGCCUGCUCUCGAAACAGUUUCUGUCGGCGGCAGAGAACGUGGAGUUCGCGCACAGCGUCCAGGCGGCGGGCAUCAUUAACGCGUGGGUGGAGCAGCAAACGAAUAAGCUGAUCAAGGAUCUGGUGCCACCUAGCCUGCUGGACGCGCAGACGCGCCUGGUGCUGAUCAAUGCGAUUCACUUCAAGGGCAACUGGGUGCACCAGUUCCCGGAGCACGCGACGCGCAAUGAGCGAUUCCAUUUGAAUGAGGUCGAGGGCGUGGAGGUGCCCAUGAUGAAUGUCAAGGAGCGCUUCCGCUACGCCAACUUGCCUGACCUGAACGCCGCCGCCUUGGAGCUGCCCUACAAGGACUCCAAUCUGUCCAUGCUAAUCCUGUUGCCCAACAGCAAGACGGGCUUGCCGCAGCUGGAGCAGCAGCUACGCGGCACGCCCCUCUCCAAGAUCACCGAGCAGCUGCAGAGCAACCAAGUGGUUGUCAAGCUGCCCAAAUUCAAAGCCGAGUUCCAGGUGGAGCUGACGCCCGUCUUCGAGCAGUUGGGCAUGACGCGCCUCUUCUCCAACCAGGCCGAGUUCGGCAAGAUGCUGAAGAGCCCCGAGGAGCUGAAGGUCUCGGCUAUCAUACACAAGGCCUUCAUCGAUGUCAAUGAGCUGGGCACCGAGGCAGCCGCUGCAACGGCCGCCGUGGUGCGCAUGAAGCGAAGUGUCAUUUCGAUUGAACAGCCGAUCCAGUUCCAUGCCGAUCAUCCAUUCAUCUUUAUGCUGAACCACAGGGAGCAGCUGCCCCUCUUUCUGGGCGCCGUCGUUCGACUCGAUGCCGCCGCAACAACAACAGCGACAGCCCAGCGUGACGAGCUUUAGCAAGGGCAUAAGCAAAGUCAACGAGCAGAAGCUGCAAUUAGAGUUAGACUUAUUUAGAAAUCUUUACGGGUAUUUUUUGUCAAGUUAA
Messenger RNA from Drosophila navojoa, 1331 nucleotides. RefSeq names its product serine protease inhibitor 42Dd. Gene Ontology annotation, molecular function: serine-type endopeptidase inhibitor activity. NCBI's taxonomy places the organism in Eukaryota, Metazoa, Arthropoda, Insecta, Diptera, Drosophilidae. The record is from RefSeq and is a predicted model, not a curated record.